AUGAAUCAAGAAUUGUUCACAACUUUGACAAAGAGGCGAUUCAGUUCUCUUGGGUCCAUGUUCCUGUCCGCUCCUCACCCCCUUGUCGAAUCUAAGAAGGAUGAGAACUUCAUGUUACAAAGGGUUGAUUCUGAGCUGGGGAAAUUCAUCCCACCAACCCCGAACGAAAUUACUGGUCGUGAGGUCUGGCGUGACAGCUUGGAGGAAGAUAAUGAUUAUUUCUCCUUAGUGAUUGAUCGUUUGACUAGUGGAGGCGCUCCCGUCACAUCUGGACUUGGGUUUUUAAGAUUAGAAGAUUGUAAUAGCGUUUGUGAGGAAGUUUUUGAUCAGUAUUCGUCUGGACAUGAGAAGAAACAUGACAAUGUCGCUGAAGAUGAUUGUUUGUUCCUUGAAGAUUUGAUAUCACCCCCUUCUCCAUUGACCUCGUCAUCUUCAUCUACUUCAUUUGACGACUCGGAUGGCGAAGAAUUCUCGCUGAACAUUGAACAGGUUAAGGGUCGUUCCAGAAACGACCUUGAUUAUUAUAUGUCUCAAUUCAUUAAUAGUAAGGAUACGCAUAUUGGACAGAAGACAAUUCCUAAUAUCUAUGAAGUUAACUUUGGGGCUUUCGAAGUCAAUUAA
Molecule: messenger RNA, 621 nt
Organism: Paraglomus occultum
Lineage: Eukaryota; Fungi; Glomeromycota; Glomeromycetes; Paraglomerales; Paraglomeraceae
Source: the annotation of a GenBank genome assembly